This is a messenger RNA of Pelodiscus sinensis (Chinese soft-shelled turtle), 2101 nucleotides long. The record is from RefSeq and is a predicted model, not a curated record. NCBI's taxonomy places the organism in Eukaryota, Metazoa, Chordata, Testudines, Trionychidae.
CGGCCCGGUCCGUCACAGAAGUGUAGACAUACCCUCAGAGAUCAUGUCUGACAGGGCAAGAGGCCUGUUGGCAGCGGCUAUUCGACGGUCUCAGAACAAAACCAAAAGUGAAACAAGAGAACAAACAAACAGGAAAAAGGUUGGCAGCAAACGCAGCAGAGAACUCAGGACAGACACCGUGGUCUGCAGCCUGGGAUUGUGGGGCCGACGUGCCCCCUAAAUUCUCUCCAGUCUGGCCUGGCACUCACAGAUCCUGCCCCGCGACUCCCUCCCCGAGAUUGAGGUGGAGGGAGAGUAUUUGAGAAGGGGAGGGCAGAGGCUCUGGUCGUUCUCUAUGCAGCUGGGAGGGGCCGACGGGACUCACUCGCAAAGCCCCAGGCAGGAAGACUGCAAAGAACCAGACCCAGGUGCAGUUCCUAGUGCCUAGCAAGGCAGUGACAUGCCGGUGUCUCGUGGAUCUGUGGCCUGGCCGGUGCUCCUGGGCUGCAUGUGGCUCUGGGCAGGGCCGGCGCUGGCCGAAGUGGGGACGUUCGAUAAGUGCCGAGAGUAUUUCUACAAAGAAACCAGUCCCAAUGGCUUUGUUACGAAUGUCACAGCCGAUAUCUGCCAGCGGUACCGGAACCGGUACCACUACGCCAGCCUCUACGACAAGGCCAACCGCAUCCCGCUCUGGUCGGCCUACACCCUGAACCCCAACCAGUGCUCACAGCAACCCAAAAGGCGCAGCAAGUGGUUCGUGGAGCCCCAGCUGUCAGAUCAGAACAAGUCCCCAGACAUGACGACAGAGGCUGAGUCUACACUGAGCAAGGACGAGCUGAGAUCCAGCCAGGCCGUCAACGAGGACUACGAGGACACGUCCUACGACCGGGGACACCUGAACCCCAACGCCUUCCAGUGUAAUGACAGCCGCACGGCCACCUUCACCCUCACCAAUGCUGCCCCCAUGGACCCCUGCUUCAACCGCAUCCACUGGUCCCAGCUGGAGAAAACCCUCAAGGCCCAGCUAACUGAGAGCUGCAUGUCGGGCAUCCUGUACCUAGUGACGGGAACGGUGCCCAAUGGCAAUGUGAGAAUCCCAAUGCAGAGCGAGGACGAGGAAGGGGACCGUAGCCGGCCCUUCAACCGGGUCUCGGUGCCCAGCCACAUCUGGACGGCUGUGUGCUGCGAUCACUGGGACAGCCGCCGAAAAUUCUCCUUGGCCUUCCUAGCCGAGAACCGGGAGGAGUCCAAACUUCGAAUCAUGUCUGUGAAGGAGCUAAACGCAGAGCUAACCCGUCUGUACGUCCAGUCAGUCAAGGUCUUUGCAGACGACUGUGGCUCCGAGAACGAUAAAGUCAAAAAGGUUGUAACCGCAGUGAGGUCCACUUUGUACAACACUUUUCAGAUCCUCUUGUCCGACCGUUACUCCCAGCUCCUCCCGGGACGCGCUAACUCGUGUGAGAAAAGCCAACUAGACGCGGAGACCUCCCAGGUGAUGUGCAGCCAGAACUUGGAUCAGAACAGCUUGGAGCUGACAAACGUCCGGUUCACGGCGGGUUUUCCCGACUUGUCCGAAUGGCAGAAAAGGUUUACGAAUUUGUACAACCAAGACAACCUGGCCUGCGUCCUGACCCCUGCUGCUGCUGCUGAAGUAGCAAAGGAUUCUGGGAUUUCGGACAGAGAGUGCACCCUCCAGGAGCAGAAGCACCUGCCGGACUCCCGUGUCACCGCCCAGGGGUGGAGCUGUGUGGGGGCGCCCUGUGGGAAACACGGAUACGCCUACAGCUGGUGUUACACGUCUCACAACAACGACUGGGAUUACUGCUGCACAAGCAAGUGCUUGGUGAAUCGAUGGUCAGGGCGGUACGAGUGCUCACGAGGAGACGGAUCCACCACUUCCUGCUCCCCCCAGUACUCCGCUGUGACUGUCUCCAGGACGCCCUGCCGGGCCGACCAUCCCUGUGGCCUUUAUGGGAAAGGUUACUACUGGUGCUACACAGAUUACAAACAGAACUGGGAGUAUUGCUGCUCCCCCCAGCACUACUGCGGGUAUCACACCUACAGCUACCAGUGGUGUUACACCGAGGAUGCAGAGGGGGCCUGGGAGCGCUGCACCCCAUAG